UUUAAAAAGAAAAAGUAUCGAAUGUGCGAUCACUGAACGUCUGAUCAAAUUGAGCUGUUUCCAGGUUCUUGUUUUGAUGGAAAAUGUGUUAGCAUUCAUCACAUAAAGUACUACUGUGGACAAAGUAUUGUAAUAAAAUCAGGAGAAACGUUUCCUUCUCCACAGCAUGGCCAUCUCCAUAGCCGUUCUGGACUGUGACCUCCUCCUCCAUGGUCGAGGCCACAAAACGCUGGACCGCUUUGACCUGGAUUCAGUCUCGGACGACUUCCUCCUCACCCAUUUUAGCUUCCCGAGAGACUUCAUCCUGUACCUGGUGGAACUGCUCCGAGAGUCUCUCGGCAGACGAACGCAGAGGUCCAGAGCCAUCAGUCCGGAGGUGCAGGUCUUAGCCGCUCUGGGCUUCUACACAUCCGGGUCAUUCCAGACCUCCAUGGGGGACAUCAUAGGGAUCAGCCAGGCGUCCAUGUCCAGAUGUGUUUCCAACGUGACCAAAGCCUUGGUGGAGAAAGCUCCUCAGUUCAUCACCUUCGACAGGGAGCCGUCCAGUCGAGAACAGUCCUUCCAGGAGUUCCAGAGGGUUGCAGGGAUUCCCGGUGUUCUCGGGGUGCUGGACUGCGUUCAGGUGGCCAUCAAAGCUCCAAACAGCGAGGACUCCUCGUACGUCAACAAGAAGGGCUUUCACUCGGUGGCCUGUCAGCUGGUUUGCGACGCCCGCGGCUUGCUGCUGAGCGCAGAGACGCACUGGCCCGGCGGACUCCAGGACACGGAGGUUCUGGAGAGAUCCGCUCUCUACGAGCAGCUGCAGAGCAACGACGAGGGCUGGCUGCUGGGUGACGGCCGCUACCCUCUGAGGAAAUGGUUAAUGACUCCAGUUGAGGCGCCGGCGUCCCCCGCAGAGUUUCGCUAUAACCUCGCCCACACAGCCACCCACGAGAUCGUGGACAGAACCUUCAGAGCCAUCCAGACUCGAUUCAGAUGUUUGGAUGGCACCAAAGGAUAUCUGCAGUACUCCCCGGAGAGGAGCUCGUCCAUCCUGCUGGCGUGCUGCGUUCUCCACAACGUGUCGCUGCAGUCCGGGCUGGACGCCUGGACUCUGGAGAGGACGGAGCCUCUGGAGGAGCACCGGAACCUGAAGCAGAGACCGGAGGACGACGAGGCGGAGGAGCUCCGGAAGCAGCUCAUCCUCAAACACUUCAGCUGAGCCCAACAAAAGAGCCGGACACUGGCUUGCUGAUGCAGUUUUUUAAUAUUUUGCUUGUUUCUACUCUACUGGCUAUACUAAGAUAAAAUACUGGAAUAUGGAGGAACAUGCAAUACACUAUACAACAAGACGACGACACCAAACGGCAGAGCUCCGAGGGAGGAGCUUCACUAUCCCCUCAGGAAUAAUCAAACUCCUCCAGACUCUGUUGCUGUUAGUCCAGCUUCUCAAACAGUCCACAGGUGAAAAUCUUGAUGUCACAAUACAAAAACAAGGCCCGUAUAUACAAGAACUCCACGUCAGCAUUUAUGUACACAGGUGAGUAAAUCCUGCAGUCAGGAGGAUCAUGGUUGAUAGAACAAAAGGGAUCCAAACAGAAAACCAACUCUACGAGUUUGGGUUUUAUUUUGAAAGAGUAUCAGAAAUUCUAUUUCCUUUUUGGUCCUGGAGGAGUCUUUUGGUCGGACUAGUGGUCAAAUGCAGGGGUCCCCAAA
Molecule: messenger RNA, 1695 nt
Organism: Oryzias melastigma (Indian medaka)
Lineage: Eukaryota; Metazoa; Chordata; Actinopteri; Beloniformes; Adrianichthyidae
Gene: harbi1
Product: harbinger transposase derived 1
Exons: 7
Coding region: 167-1201 (344 amino acids)
Source: RefSeq, a predicted model, not a curated record